Molecule: messenger RNA, 1671 nt
Organism: Candida dubliniensis CD36
Lineage: Eukaryota; Fungi; Ascomycota; Pichiomycetes; Serinales; Debaryomycetaceae
Product: bifunctional fructose-2,6-bisphosphate 2-phosphatase/6-phosphofructo-2-kinase
Exons: 1
Coding region: 1-1671 (556 amino acids)
Biological process (GO): fructose metabolic process; fructose 2,6-bisphosphate metabolic process
Cellular component (GO): cytosol
Molecular function (GO): fructose-2,6-bisphosphate 2-phosphatase activity; ATP binding; 6-phosphofructo-2-kinase activity
Source: RefSeq, a predicted model, not a curated record
AUGUCAGAUUCAUCAUUUAUUCCCAAUACUGAAACGGCAACGGCAACGGCAACCGAAUCGGAAUCAGAAAUAUUGAAUGGAUUUGGUUCAGAACCAAUUUCCAAUAACAACAACAAUAAUAAUAAUCAAUUAAGAACAACUAAACGGUGGUCAUUUAAUAGUAAAACUAAAUUUAAUAUGGGAGAUUUAAUUGAAAAUGGACCAUCACCAACAAAUUAUGUACCUAAAAGAAGAAUGAGUGAUAUUACUGGUAUUGAUGCCAUUCAUAAUCAAAGAAAUUGUUUAAAUUCAUUAGGUGGAGCUCAAUUAUAUCUGACUGAAUCAGGAAGAUUAUUUCAUGCUGGAGAAAUCAUUAUUAUUUUAACUGGUAUACCUGGUAGAGGUAAAACUCAUCUUUCAGUUUCUUUAACAAGAUAUUUACGAUGGUUAGGAGUUAAUACUCAUUCAUUUCAUUUAGGUAAUUAUAGAAGAGCUAAUGCUGAAGAUGAUAUAACUCAUGAUUUAUUUAUUCCAUCACCUCAAUCAAUUAAAGCUAAUAAUUUAAGACAAAAAAUGGUUAAUGAUUGUCUUGAAGAUAUUUUAAAUUUUUUUCAAAAUAAUGGAGGUCAAGUGGCAAUUUAUGAUGCUACAAAUGCUUUACCAGAAUAUCGAUUAGAAUUACAUAAAAAAUUUCGUGAAUUAAAUAUUCAAGUAAUAUUUAUUGAAAGUAUUGUUACUAAUGAAUCUAUUGUUAUGAAUAAUAUUGAACAAGCAGCUAAAUCUUCUCCAGAUUAUUAUAAAUGGGAUUAUGAAAAAGCUUAUAAAGAUUAUAGUGAAAGAAUUAAAAUUUUAACUCCUCAUUAUAUAGAAAUUGGAGGACCUAAAGAACAAGAUUUAUCUUUUAUAAAAUUUAUAAAUUUUGGUGAAAGAAUUGAAUUACAUAAUUCAAAUUAUGGUUAUUUAAUUAAUAAAGUGGUAUUUUAUUUAAUGAAUGGUAAAAUUAAAUCAGGGAAAUCAUUAUAUUUAGCAAGAUGUUAUAAAAAUUCCGUUGAUUAUAAUCAAGAUCCUCCAUUAGAUAAACAGGGAUUAAAAUAUGCUAAAAAUUUAACUUUAACAUUAUUUGAUCAUUUAAAAAAAUCCCAGAAAUCAUUUUGUGAUAAUGAUAAUAACAACAACAACAAUAAUAAUAAUAAUAAUAAUAGCAAUUCAUUGGAAAUUUGGACUUCAGUUAAAAAGAGAACUAUUGAAACUACUCAAUUUUUCAAUAAUAAAAAUAUUUCUAUUAAACAUCGAGUUCAAUUAUCUCAAAAAAAUCCUGGUAUAAUUGGUACUUUAAUUGAUGAAGAAGAAAUUAGAAAAAAAUUUCCUUUUGAAUAUAAUCAAUAUUAUUAUAAUCCUUAUCAUUAUCGUUAUCCAAGAGCAGAAUCUUAUCAUGAUUUAGCUAUUAAAAUUGAACCAUUAAUUUUAGAAAUGGAAAGAAUGACUAAUGAUUUAUUAAUUAUUGCUGAUGAAACAGUAUUACAAGUAUUUUAUGGUUAUUUAAUGUCUUGUUCUUGUGAUGAAAUACCAAAUUUGAAUUUUAAAUCAAAUGAAAUAAUUGAAGUUAAAUUUAAUGCUUAUUCAAAUUCUGCUAAAAGAAUUCCCAUUAAAAAUUUUGAUAAUAAUAAUGAUCAUAAUAAUAAUGAUCAUUGA